AUGAGCUCGGUUUUACAAGGAACAAGAUUGUUCUCCUUGUUGCAUCAGAAUUCGAAAGCCUUAAUUCAGGCUAAGCAAAUCCAUGCUCAAUUGAUCAUCAAUGGCUGCCGAGACAAUUCUCUCUUCGGCAAACUCGUAGGCCAUUACUGCUCGAAGCCAUCGCCAGAAAGCUCAAAGCUUGCUCAUUUACUGGUGUUCCCUCGAUUCCGUCACCAUCCUGACAAGUUUCUCUUCAACACACUGCUCAAAUGCAGCAAACCAGAGGACUCGAUUCGGAUUUUCGCUAACUGGGCAUCGAAAAGUUCGUUGCUUUACCUCAACGAGCGCACGUUUGUCUUCCUUCUCGGCGCUUGUGCUAGGUCAGCUUCGGCGUCGCGGGUCGGUAGGAUCGUUCAUGGGAUGAUUAUAAAGCUUGGGUUUUUCUCUGAAUCUGAAUUGAUCGGAACCACUCUGCUCCAUUUCUACGCGAAGAACGGAGAUUUACGUUACGCGAGGAAAGUGUUCGACGAAAUGCCUGAGAGAACCUCUGUCACAUGGAACGCGAUGAUCGGAGGUUAUUGUUCGCGUAAGGACAAAGGGAAUCACAACGCGAGGAAAGCUAUGAUUCUGUUUCGGAGAUUCUCAAGCUGUGGCGGUGGUGAUGAUGGAGUGAGACCUACCGAUACAACCAUGGUUUGUGUUCUUUCAGCCAUUGCUCAGACGGGUUUGCUAGAGAUUGGCUCUCUUGUCCAUGGUUACAUUGAGAAACUCGGUUUCUCACCCGAAGUCGAUGUCUUUGUUGGUACUGGACUAGUAGACAUGUACUCGAAAUGCGGCUGCUUGAACAGCGCUAUCUCCGUGUUCGAGCUGAUGAGAGUGAAGAAUGUCUUGACAUGGACUUCAAUGGCAACAGGGCUAGCUCUCAACGGGAGAGGAAACGAAACGCCGGAACUCCUAAACCGGAUGGCGGAAUCUGGGAUUAAACCGAACGAAGUAACGUUCACUAGCUUGCUUUCGGCUUAUCGACAUAUAGGUCUUGUUCAAGAAGGGCUCGAGUUGUUUCAGAGCAUGAGGACAAGGUUUGGUGUCACGCCGGUGAUUCAACACUACGGGUGCAUAGUUGAUCUUCUCGGUAAAGCAGGGCGGUUGCAAGAAGCGUAUGAAUUUGUAUUAGCUUUGCCUGUAAGACCUGACGCUAUCUUGUUGAGAAGUCUCUGCAAUGCCUGUAGCAUAUAUGGAGAGAGUGUGAUGGGUGAAGAAGUUGGAAAGGCUCUUUUGGAGAUGGAACACAAGGAGAAGAAGGUUUCAGGUUCUGAGUGUGAAGAUUAUGUCGCUUUGUCGAAUUUGUUAGCUUCUGAAGGGAAAUGGGUAGAGGUAGAGAAGCUGCGGAAAGAGAUGAAAGAGAGACGAAUCAGAACAAGACCUGGUUACAGUUUUGUUUGA
Messenger RNA from Microthlaspi erraticum, 1422 nucleotides. NCBI's taxonomy places the organism in Eukaryota, Viridiplantae, Streptophyta, Magnoliopsida, Brassicales, Brassicaceae. The record is from the annotation of a GenBank genome assembly.